Molecule: messenger RNA, 1258 nt
Organism: Cherax quadricarinatus
Lineage: Eukaryota; Metazoa; Arthropoda; Malacostraca; Decapoda; Parastacidae
Source: RefSeq, a predicted model, not a curated record
AUGGAGUCAGAACUCCUUCAGACUUUGAAGAACAGUGGCAUUCUGAGCAGUUAUCAGUUCCUAAAAUUAUCUGUGGCUGAGACAAAGAAUAAUAAACUUCAUUGCUCAGAAAGUGUCGGAGGAUCUCUACAGAAUUGGCUAAUUCUGGUGGUGUCAGAUGGACAUGUAGGACCAGCACUGGCAGUUUUACCCUACCUUAAGGAGAACAUGGAUGUUACCAUUAAACUGCAGGGUGAUCCCAGCUACCUACCUGAUCUACCUAAACUGCUGAAGUGUGUGGCCUCACAUAUCCACUUGUUCCCAGAAGUGAAGCCAGAGCAUUUGCAACGCCUCCCUUCACUUGAGGGCUCCAGUGGUAUCACACUUUACAUAUAUGAUGUCAGUGACGCAGAAAUCAAGUGGGCCAAUGAAGUGGUUCGAGUGUUGUGUCCUGAUCAAGGAGAGUACGACAGCUUGGUUUUCCCAAGGAGUCAGCUGACUUCUGAUGGUUGUAGAGCUCUGGUGGUAGCAUUAGCAGACCAUGGAACACCUCCAGGCCGUAUUACACUGAGCAGCACCCUGGAAGUCUUUUCCAAGAACAUCAUCAGUGAUGACAUCCCUCCUCUGACCUUGACCACCAGGAAGACCCUCAGGUGUAAAUUCAUAAUGUUGUCAUGAUAAAAGAUUGGAGAAAUGUUGAAGAUGAUGUAACUGAUGCACCAGAUGUUGCAGAUUUACAGAACUGGAACUACGUUACCACCACUGUAUUUAGUGACCUGAAGAAGGACUAACAACCUCUGUGCCCUAUUGACAGCAGGAAGGAUACAAAAAAUUAUUUUUGUGCAGCUUACAGUGUUUCAAUGUUCUUAUUUUUUAUGUUUCAGCAGUUUUAACCCCUUGAGGGUCCGUGCCAUUGUUCUAUGGCUUUGAAGCCAGGGUCAGUGCCCUAGUAGUACUAUGUCAUGAGCUCAGCUCACUCAAAUAAGCUGUGAGCGGUAAAUUUGGGCCUAGAUAUGAGAGAAUGGGUCUAUGUGGUAAGUGUGCACCAUAUAAAAAAAAAUCCUGCAGCACACAGUGCAUAAUGAGAAAAAAACUGUGACCAAAAUCAAAUCAAAUAGAAAUCAAAAGUUCAUUUCUUUGCAAAGGUUACAAUGUGUGUUUACAUUUCAGAAUUUGAUUGGUACAAAGAAAGCCACUAUCAUGCUGAGGCAUUUUGGGCGGACUUAACGGACUAAUUAAGUCUAGACACACGUCAAAUAUUCAAAAUUUUACUCAGUUA